Molecule: messenger RNA, 3404 nt
Organism: Oryzias latipes (Japanese medaka)
Lineage: Eukaryota; Metazoa; Chordata; Actinopteri; Beloniformes; Adrianichthyidae
Product: long-chain-fatty-acid--CoA ligase ACSBG2
Cellular component (GO): membrane; endoplasmic reticulum
Molecular function (GO): long-chain fatty acid-CoA ligase activity
Source: RefSeq, a predicted model, not a curated record
GGACAACAGUCGUCAGCAUCUGACAUUAAAACAAACUCUCGGUUUCUGCAGCUGAUUGAUGUGUUCAUGCGUCUCAGGAUUCAGGACUCGUCACCUUGACGAGAUGCAACCUUUGAUCCGGGUGAGGCAGGAAAACCCACAGCUAUACUUUCCCCUUCGAGGGCAAAAGUCCAGAACCAGAUCAGGGCAAAGGUGGACCCAGCUUUGUGCUCCACCUGACGUGCUGCUGUCAAGUUGAUGCCACUCAACUCUUUAAGAGAAGGAGCAAAUGCAAGAUGAGCGCCACAGGAGAAUCAAUCCUAAGCAACGGUGUCGCAGCCAUGGAUCUUCACGCUGACAGCAUCCCUCCAGAUUCAGAGAUCUCUGUCAACCAGAACCAGAAACCUCCUCCAGCACCAGCUCAAAAGCUCGCUUCCCCAGACGCGAAGGAAGUCGCUGAAGGUCUUUCAACAGAGGAGCCCAGGGUCGUUCCCAUGUCGACACAGAGUCUGGCAACAACCUUGGCCCCUGCCGACAAGCUGUGGAGCGCCAGCAGAGACAAGGCGGUCAAUCUGAGGAUGGAGGCGUCUGGUCCGGGCUCAGAGACCCCAGUCACGAUUCAUCAGAUGUUUCUGGAGACGGUGGAGAGGAGCGGGGACCAAACCGCUUUGGUCUUCAAAGAAGACGGCCAGACGGCAUCUCUCACCUGGAGGCAGUACUAUGAGCAGUGUCGUGCAGCGGCCAAAAGCUUCCUGAAGCUGGGCCUGGAACGUUUUCAUGGCGUUGGGAUUCUGGGGUUUAACUCCCCCGAGUGGUUCAUUUCUGACAUCGGCUGCAUCUUUGCAGGUGGGUUGGCAGCCGGCAUUUACACGACCAAUUCCCCAGAGGCUUGCCAGUAUGUGGCUGCCAACUGUGAGGCCAACAUCCUGGUUGUGGAGAACCAGAAGCAGCUCGAUAAAAUCCUGCAGGUUAAAGAUCAGUUACCUCACCUGAAGGCUAUUAUCCAGUAUAAAGGCAAGCUCCAACAGAAAACUUCAAUCCUCUACUCAUGGGAAGAGUUCAUGAAGGUUGGAGAGGACGUCUCAGACGAGCAGCUGAACGCCGUGAUUGACAGCCAGCGAGCCAACGAGUGCUGCACCCUCAUCUACACCUCUGGAACCACCGGCAACCCUAAAGGAGUCAUGCUGAGCCAAGACAACAUAACUUGGACGGCCCGUAUUUCUUCUGGCUUGAUUUGUAAAAACUACGGUCAGGAGAUCCUGAUCAGCUACCUGCCUCUGAGCCACGUUGCAGCCCAGAUGGUUGACAUUUGGAUCAGCAUGAGUUUUUCAGGAACCACCUACUUUGCAGAGCCAGAUGCCCUCAAGGGUUCCCUGGUUAACACGCUGAAAGAAGCUCGACCAACUUGUUUUCUCGGGGUUCCCCGAGUGUGGGAGAAGAUGCAGGAAGGGAUGAGAGCUGGAGGAGAGAAGGCCUCCCCUCUGAAGAAGAGGGUGGCAGACUGGGCCAAGUCAAUUGGGCUGCAGUACAACUACAGUGCAAUGGAGGGGGAGAAUUUGGUCCCUUGGGGCUUCAUGUUGGCCAACAAUCUGGUUUUUAAGAAAGUGCGUGCCGCCUUGGGCUUGGACCGCUGCAGGUACUGCUUCACGGGGGCGGCCCCGAUCACCAAAGACACUUUGGAGUACUUCUUAAGCCUGAACAUCCCAGUGAAGGAGCUUUAUGGAAUGAGCGAAAGCUCCGGCCCUCACACCGUCUCCAUUGAUGAGUACCGCAUUGGAAGUUGUGGAAAAGUAAUUCCAGGCAGUAAAAUAAAACUGAAUAACCCAGAUGAGGAAGGGAACGGAGAGGUGUGUUUCUGGGGUCGCAAUGUCUUCAUGGGUUACCUGAACAUGCCUGACAAAACAGAAGAAGCUCUUGAUGAGGACGGCUGGCUGCACUCGGGAGACCUGGGGAAAUUUGACCAGGAAAACUUCCUGUACAUCACUGGGAGGAUCAAAGAGCUGAUCAUCACCGCCGGCGGUGAGAACAUCCCUCCAGUGCCAAUUGAGGAUGCAGUGAAGAGUGAACUUCCUAUCAUCAGCAACACCAUGCUAAUUGGAGACAAGCUCAAGUUCCUCUCCAUGCUGAUCACACUUAAAUGUGUCAUGGAUGACAACGGCGAGCCCUUGAAUGAGCUGAGCUCAGAGGUUUUGGACUUCUGCCGGCGGCACAGUGUUACUGCCACCAAGGUGUCAGAGAUCACAGCCAAUAAGGAGCCUGCUAUCUACAAAGCUAUUCAGGAAGGCAUAGAUCGUGUCAACGCAAGAUCGACGUCCAACGCCCAGAAAAUCCAGAAGUGGGUCGUGCUGGAGCGAGAUUUCUCUGUCGUUGGAGGAGAGCUGGGACCCACCUUGAAACUGAGAAGACCCAUUGUUGUGAAAAUGUACCAGGAAAAAAUUAACGAACUGUACUCAGGAGCUGCAGAAAGACAGUAGACUGCAAGGCAGAGAGCAGAGGUGCUCAUGGGAAAUGUGGCCAGAAACAGAAGAGAGGUUUGUGUUGCCAAAAGCUGCGAGGACGGCUCUCUUUGUUUUGAAUGUAAAUCCACGUCACACAGUUUGACACCAACCGCACAUGAAAUAAAGGCAAAGCAGAGCCAUUUUGUUCCCCAAACACAGUGGUGGGAGGUUCAAGGCCACUAAGUAAAGACAAUAGGACGGGACGGUGCAGCUUAAAUGAGUUCAAAUGUUUACCUGCAAGAAAAAAUUCUUAAAGACAACUCCAGAAACAUUCCUGUUUUUUUUUUUUUUUUUUGGUGAAAUACAUUUGAAUGCAGCCCAACUUUUAAAUAUUUUAUUACAUGUGCAUCACAUGGUCCCCAUGACAACCAGGGGUUGAAGAAAUAUUUCUUGAAAAAACAAGAAUGUCAGCUUUCACAACAAGUGCAAUGAAGAAUUAUUCUGUAUGUCUGAAAUAUUUGUUUUGAAAUAUUUAUUUAGUGGUAGAUUUUUCUUCAUAAAGGGAAAAAAAGGCUGAAUGCUGACAUGUACUGUUUUCUGUUAAAAUCAUCAUGUUUGUCAGUUUCAGCACAUACAGUGCAUGUGAAGGGGUACAUUGUCAAUGGAAAUCAAUCAUAUAAAACAAAUAAUUGCUGCUGAAUUAAAUAUUUGUUAAAUAAUUGUAAUAUCUUCUCAAUUUUUCUACAAUUAAAUCUGACUCUGAAUCAAUAUUAAAGGUUGUUUAAAUCAAUUUAUUAUGUUAUUUCAAUUAUUUUCAAAAUAAGCAGAAAUUGGUGAGCAAAGAACAAAUGAAAUAAAUUAAAUGUAUUUGGUUGUUUUUUGAAUAUUUGUGAUGUUUUUUCAUAUUGAUACCGAUACUAUAAAAGCGCUGUAGUGAUUUUCAUUAGAAAUUGAGAACCUGUUCAACUAAAAAAUGCACAAUAUAAA